Molecule: messenger RNA, 1148 nt
Organism: Erythranthe guttata (spotted monkey flower)
Lineage: Eukaryota; Viridiplantae; Streptophyta; Magnoliopsida; Lamiales; Phrymaceae
Product: B-box zinc finger protein 25
Biological process (GO): regulation of DNA-templated transcription; photomorphogenesis
Cellular component (GO): nucleus
Molecular function (GO): zinc ion binding
Source: RefSeq, a predicted model, not a curated record
CCAAACCCUCAAAAAAAGAUUCCCUUCUUUCUUUAUUUCUUCUUCUUUCUCACUCAUCACUCCAUAAAAAUAAAUUAAUUAUAUUUUUUCUCUCUCCAAUCUCCAAUUUUCAAAUCGACUGUUCCUGCGGAUAAUUAGCGGUUGCGAUUUGAAUAAUUAGUUGUGUGUGUAUUGAGAUGAAGAUACAGUGCGAUGUGUGCGAGAAGGCGCCGGCGACGGUGAUUUGCUGCGCGGAUGAGGCGGCGCUGUGCGCCAAGUGUGACGUGGAGGUUCACGCCGCUAAUAAACUUGCCAGCAAACAUCAGAGGCUGCUUCUCGAAUGUUUAUCUAACAAGCUUCCUUCCUGUGAUAUUUGCCAAGAGAAAACGGCAUUUAUAUUCUGCGUUGAGGACAGAGCAAUGUUUUGCAAAGAUUGUGACGAUGCAAUUCAUUCGGCAAAUAGCCGCGCUGCUAACCACCAGCGAUUCUUAGCUACUGGAAUUAAAGUAGCUUUGAAUAGCAGUUGUAAUAAAGAAGCUUCUAAAAGUCAACUGGACCCGAAGCCGCCAAAGUCAAACGUACAACAACAACAACAACAACAACAGAUUGGUCUGAAAACAACGCCGCACAAUGUUUCUGCUGUCUCGUCGCCAUCUUGGGCUGUUGACGAUUUGCUUCAAUUUUCGUAUGACUCUUCAGACAAGAAGGAGCAGCUCGAUUUUAACGAGCUGGAGUGGCUAACGGAGAUGAAUCUGUUCGGCGAACAAGUUCCACAAGAGGCUUUAGACGCGGCAGAAGUACCGCAGCUACCGAUGUCUCAAUCCAAUACCAUGAACUCUUAUUACAGAGCGCCAAAAUACUAUUCCCCGAACAAGAAACCUAGGAUCGAAGACGACGACGAAGAGUUCUUCACGGUUCCCGAUCUUGGUUGAUUCUUCUUGAUAAUCGGAUUUAUUAUUAUUAUUGCUGUGUAUUAUAUAACUUUUGCACUUACAACUAAGGCUUAAUGUAAUAGUGAAUUGGCUUAGUGAAUGUUUUGGCAUGCAAAAAUGAGAAUGAUGGCAUGCAUGUAAUAAUAGCUGAAUGGUAUCUUUUGUUGUAUUAUGAAAAUUUAUUACCUAGUGAUAUUCUGUCACACAUGCUUUUGUUGAAGUUGAUUUUUUAUGUUA